Messenger RNA from Aspergillus luchuensis, 831 nucleotides. RefSeq names its product mitochondrial K+-H+ exchange-related family protein. NCBI's taxonomy places the organism in Eukaryota, Fungi, Ascomycota, Eurotiomycetes, Eurotiales, Aspergillaceae. The record is from RefSeq and is a predicted model, not a curated record. The transcript has 3 exons. Gene Ontology annotation, cellular component: mitochondrial inner membrane. Gene Ontology annotation, biological process: potassium ion transport; proton transmembrane transport. Bases 1 to 831 code for a protein of 276 amino acids.
AUGCGACUCUUCGUCAUCCCUAUCUCGACGCGACAAGCUCUAAUCUACGCUCGACCCCUCCGCCGUGGUCCGUCGCAGAAGCCUUCGAUACAUGACCGGGUCAUACAAAAGGCUGCAGAAACAUGGGCGAAAUGGGAGGAGGCCGAUAAGGGCUGGAAGAAGCAUUUGGUCUCUUGGGGUAAUCGGGUGCAGCAACGCAUCCCGUAUCAAGAAUGGGGUCUGAAAAGUAUUCCAUCUCUCGCAGCGGUGCGGCGACUUGAUGAAUCCUACGGGGCCAAGAAAGUGGACGUACUAUUCCCGGGGAAUGCUAUUCGGCCGGAAAAGCUACAAAAGAUGUUGCAAGCAAUUGCGACGGAAAGGCAGGACUUGCAUCGCCGAAGGAUGUGGUUGAGCUUGCUUGCGACGCCCUUGACCGCUCCCGUUGGGCUUAUUCCUCUUGUACCUAAUGUCCCUUUCUUCUACCUCGUGUACCGAGCAUGGUCCCAUGGACGAGCACUUAACGGCUCCAAACACUUGGAGUUUCUUCUAGAGAAGAAUCUCCUGAAUCCGAUAUCAUACCCUGGGCUCGAAGAACUGUACGCGAAGCGCGUAUCUUACGCGCUGGAGAAUACUGGAGUGGACAAACCCAUUGCGGAGAUGGUAGAAGACGUGGAGAAGAGUGAUGAUAAAUUACUUCUCCGCAUGACAGAUGCGAAGAAACUAGCCUCGAUACUCGAGGCACCGGAUCUUGCGCUUGAAGCUGAGCGAGCUAUCAUACAAGUGGAGGAAAAGCUGAAGGCUGAUGCGAAGAAAGAUGCUGAGGAUGGGGCCUCUGAAAAGAAAGAUACAUGA